Molecule: messenger RNA, 2484 nt
Organism: Colossoma macropomum (tambaqui)
Lineage: Eukaryota; Metazoa; Chordata; Actinopteri; Characiformes; Serrasalmidae
Gene: foxc1a
Product: forkhead box C1a
Exons: 1
Coding region: 308-1930 (540 amino acids)
Biological process (GO): anatomical structure morphogenesis; cell differentiation; regulation of transcription by RNA polymerase II
Molecular function (GO): DNA-binding transcription factor activity, RNA polymerase II-specific; RNA polymerase II cis-regulatory region sequence-specific DNA binding
Source: RefSeq, a predicted model, not a curated record
AAAAAGAAAUGAAGCGCGCACAAAGUCCUGGCGACGCGACGGCUGUGUGGACUUCAGACGUUCAGCCUUUCCCGGCGGAGAGACGCGGCGAGCGCGCUGUGGACCGCGCCGUGGAGUUUCCCUUUACUCUUGCUGCUUCUGUUGGACAAAACUGAAAGCGGGGAAAACAAGCAAAAGAAAAGAGAGAAGGGAAAGAAAAGUGGAUACUCGAACUGCCGCGGCUUGGCUUUAUUAUCACUAUUGUUGAUUUUGCUUUUGUUAUUGUUGUUGUUGUUAUUGCUGUUGUCGCUGAGAGAGAGAGAGAGCCAUGCAGGCGCGCUACUCUGUCUCCAGCCCGAACUCCCUGGGCGUCGUGCCGUACAUCGGCGGCGACCAGACGUACUACCGCGCGGCCGGCGGCGGGGCCUACGCGGGCAUGGCGGGUCCCAUGAGCGUGUACUCGCACGAACAGUACCCGGCGAGCGUGGCGCGCGCCUACGGGCCUUACGGCGCGGCGGGACCGAUGGGCCCGCCUACGAUGGGGCCGCCGCCGCCGCAGCCCAAGGACAUGGUGAAGCCUCCGUACAGCUACAUCGCGUUGAUCACCAUGGCCAUCCAGAACUCUCCGGACAAGAAGAUCACGCUGAACGGGAUCUACCAGUUCAUCAUGGAGCGCUUCCCGUUCUACCGAGACAACAAGCAAGGGUGGCAGAACAGCAUCCGCCACAACCUGAGCCUGAACGAGUGCUUCGUGAAGGUGCCCCGCGAUGACAAGAAGCCGGGCAAGGGCAGCUACUGGACGCUGGACCCGGACUCCUACAACAUGUUCGAGAACGGCAGCUUCUUGAGGCGCAGGCGGCGCUUCAAGAAAAAGGACGCGCUCAAGGAGAAGGAGGAGAAGCAGGUAAAGGACACGUCCACGCGGCAGCAAACGGGGCAGCAGCAGCAACAGGCGCGCGAGGGCCAGCAAGAGCAGCAGCAGCAGCAGCAGCCAGUGCGCAUUCAGGACAUUAAGACCGAGAACGGCGCGUGCACGCCGCCCCAAGCUGUCUCGCCCGCGCUGGGCGCCGUGCCCAAGAUCGAGAGCCCGGACAGCAGCAGUAGCAGCCACAGCGGAGGCGGCAGCAUGUCGAGCGCGAGCCCGUCCGCGCGUUCCGUGGGCCUGGACGAGCAGCAGCAUCACCUUCAUCACCAUCACCAACAACAACAACAACAGCAGCAGCAGCAGCAGCAGCAGCAGCAGCACCAUCAACUUCACCACCACAACCAUCACCACCACCACCAAGCUCAAGGCUUCAGCGUGGACAACAUCAUGACGUCGCUGCGCGGAUCACCGCCGGGCCCCGCGGCCGAGCUCGCGCCGUCCUCCUCUUCCUCGUCCUCAUCCUCCUCUUCCUCUUCCUCCUCCUCCUCGUCGUCGUCCCGGUCCUUGUCGCUCAACUACUCCCCCGUGCAGGCGUCCGCCUACGGCUCGCCGUGCCACCAGAGCUCGGCGUGCGGCAGCGCAGUCACGGCCACCUCCAACGCCACGUACCACUGCAACAUGCAGGCCAUGAGCCUGUACGCGGGCGAGCGCGCGAGCGUCAGCGUGGACGACGCGCUCCCCGACUACAUCACCACCACCAGCACGGCGUCGCUGGGGCAGGACGGCGGACACCCGCACCACUCCCACGCCCACCACGCGCACCAGGGCCGCCUGGCCUCGUGGUACCUCAAUCAGGCCAGCGAGCUGGGCCACCUGGGCGCCACCUACCCGAGCGCGCAGCAGCAGAACUUCCACGCGGUGCGGGAGAUGUUCGAGUCACAGCGGAUCGGCCUCAAUAACUCGCCCGUGAACGGAACUAGCAGCAGCGGCGGCGGCGGCGGCAGCAGCUGUCAGAUGGCUUUCCCAUCCAGCCAGUCCUUAUACCGAGCCUCGGGGGCUUUCGUAUAUGACUGCAGCAAAUUCUGACCAAAGAAAAAAAAAAAUCACCAAAAAUUUUGUUCUUUUUUAUUGCUGUAAUUUUUAUUCCCCCCAAUUUUCUUCGAUAAACUCAUCUUUUUUUUUCCACUUCCCACUUACACCCAACCUCUCCAGAGAUGAACUUGACCGAAACAGAACACAAAUGAGUCCAAAAAAGAAAAAAAAAAACAGUUUUGAUGAUCUUGGUUUGUUAAGGACAGUGUUACUGCAAAAUAACACGUAAGUCUCUUUUGUGUUUUUUCGCUUUUUUAGUGAGCUAUAUGUUUUGUGGUUAUUAUUGUUUAAAAAAUACAAAGUUAAGUGAGACUUCCAUGGACUUGUUAUUACGUGUAAAUUGCAUAUAGUAAUUUAUUUCUAAGAAAAAAAAAAAGGAAAAGAAAAAAAAUGUAGCCGGAUAUUAUGGACCAAAACACCAACAAGCGUGUUUCUAAAACCUGAAUUUGCCUUAAGUGUCCAGAAAUGUUCCAUUGUAAGGAGGAACAGAUCGUGUAUAUCGUCAUUAUUCUUUCAAAUUAUCUCAUUUUGUUGAAAAAAAAGUAAAA